Messenger RNA from Stylophora pistillata, 794 nucleotides. RefSeq lists its product as uncharacterized. NCBI's taxonomy places the organism in Eukaryota, Metazoa, Cnidaria, Anthozoa, Scleractinia, Pocilloporidae. The record is from RefSeq and is a predicted model, not a curated record.
AAAUUAUCCCUAGAUUCUGUGAAAUACUUGAUGCAAGAGCGGUACAUCGAUGAGCUUGUGUUCAAAUGCUUGACACUGGAAUGUGAUUUGGGAAGUGCAGUAAAUCGCCUGAUAACACAACAAGGACAAUUUGCCGUUACUCCCAAAUCAAAGAGACCUGGCAUUGUAAGGAAAAGGAAAUUUGACACAGCUUUUUUAUCAUCAAGGAACAACUAUGAUUGUAAAUUAAGGGAGCGAAUCACAAACUCAUGGCACUGGUUGCAGCAGCUUGUGCCAAACUGUGAUCCAUAUGCAGACAAGGCCAUUGCACUUGAGAUAAUUAAGUGUAAGUUGCAUAUUUUCACCACUGCUGGAAUUACCAUGGUUCCUUCUUACAACAGAUCAACAAGGAUUGCUCAUCACUAAUUUAAGGCAACGAUUUCCCUAGAGGACAUGGAGAAGAAGGUUAUGGAAAUUCUUACAAAUGAAAGAAAAGCAUUUGGAAGUAGGGAAGAGCAGUCAUGAAAACUUGUACAACCAGAAUAUUUAAAUUUCCAGAGUAAAUGUCCGUUGUAAUCACUUGCUUUUGAAAAGUCUCAACAUUCACAGAAAUCUAUUUUUAUUUACUUUAUAUCAAUAACAAUACCAAACACAAAACUAAGUGGCAGCUUGAAGAAUUAAUUGUAACGAAGUGUUUUGUAAACAAAAUAGUGGGUAAAUCAAAAGGGCAGGCCAAUAACUACAAAUUGGUAAGUUUCAACAGUGUGGUAUCACAAUUUCUUUUAUUACAGUUCAAGUAAUUUUUUAAUUCCUUA